CUUCCUUGAUCCCAUCCUAUUUUUUGAUUUGACUUAGGUUGCUCGAAGCUCAAAAUCGGUCAACAUCAGGAAUCACGAAUGGACAUGCUUCUUCGCUCGCGACGACGUGAAGCCAAGCGCAUGGGGAUCACUUGACAGCCUUUCAACAUACUCACGACUGCGAGCGACGCAUGCCAUUGGGAGUCGUCCAAGAAUAGACCGACUGACUGUACUACUAUCCUCUCGUUACCGAGCUUUACCUCGGUCAUCUUAAGAGCUUAGAAGCGGCAGCCAGCUGUCCGACUCUUCCGUGGACCCACGCCCUCGGCGCUAACGCAUUCAUUUAGCCUUUGUGGCAUCGCUCGUGAGAGUUGCUCUUCGCGUAGCCGAGGUCUCGAGAGUCCCUAGGACAGAUGGCAGAUCCUGACAGCCCUGCAUCACCUCAGCUAUCGUCAUCGGCAUCCCGCAAUGUAAGCCCCUUCCAUUCGCUGGCCCUCGGAACACGUCUAGUGCACCGGUCGACCAGCCAGCGCUGCACACUCCGAUACGUUGGUACUAUACCGCCUACUUUGGGACAAUGGUGGGGUGUAGAAUGGGACGAUCCAUUGCGUGGGAAGCACAGCGGCACGUAUGUUGACCCAGCAUCAGGCGAAGCCAAGCAAUACUUCACGUGUCGCCUGGAAGGAGCAGGAACCUUCGUCAGACCCGACGAGCCUGGCAAGCCUCCAAAGUUUGCCAGAGGCGUCAGCUUUCUCAAAGCCUUGCGGGCCAAGUAUGCGCCUGAUCUUCGGCCCACGCAAAUUCAAGAGCAGGACAAAGUGCAAUACACGCGCAAAAAUUUGGCCGAUAUCGAGAUCGAAACGCCCAAUAUGGAUGGUGUUAUCAGACGAGUGGGAAGAUUAGACAAGCUCAGGGAGGUGGGUCUGGGAGGAUGGAAAGGUGGCAACGCUGUGACGCAAGACUCCGAUAAGGAAGAUGCUCUUGAUGUAGGCUGCGCUUUCGACGAGUCGUCUGGCGAGACGGUCGGUGACAUCGCUCGCAUUUGCCCGAACAUUCGAUUGCUCGACUUAUCGAGAUCGUUGCUACCAAGAUGGGAGGACGUAGCAUUCAUCUGCAGAGAGUUGCGGCAGCUCAAUACCCUCAUAUUACACUUCAAUCGCUUUGAGCCUUACUGCUCGGAGGACGCGCGCGUCUUGCAGGGAGCCUUCGACAAGGUCACUGAUCUUCGCUUGGAUGGCACAUUGAUUGGAUGGUCAGAGAUCCUUUUUCUAUCCAAGUACUUUCCAUCCCUGGAGACUUUGCAGAUUGGUAGUAAUGCAUUGGAUCGCUUGUCACCACCUGGUGAUGUUCAAAAUCUGCUCGAUCCACCUCACCAAGCUUUCGCGCACCUCCGUCAGCUCAAUCUGUCCAACAACAACCUCGGCUGUUGGUCAGACAUCUAUCAGGCGCUCAUGGAUUUGCCUAUGUUGGAACGCUUGUACCUGAGCGACAACCGCAUCGGCCGAAUCGCGGUACCGCCCAAUCUUUGCGCUGGCUUCCCAGCUCUGCAGCACAUUACUCUAAACGACAAUCCGGUCAAUGAAUGGAGCGAUCUAGAAGCGCUUGAUGACUGCGUCAGGUGGGCGCCUCAACACGAAGAUGCUGCUGCCAAGGUUGACCAGACCUUGCGCGGGCUACGUAGCUUGACUUUUGCAAUCGGAGCCGGAUCUGUGGAGCACGAAACUUCAAGUCCAAACGAGCCGCGAGGCACACGCAAUGACAAGGAUAAGGUCUUAGCGCAAUCAUCCCUCGAACGACUGAAAGAUCUCCAACCAGGUGACAUCCGCCCAAGCAUCAUCGCUCGGCUUCCACGCCUAGAGAUGCUGAACGGUUCUCCAAUAUCUUCUAGCGAACGCAAAGAUGCCGAGCGGUGGUACAUCGGGCAUGUCCAACGACAGCUUCCCGAGGCGGACGACGAGCAGAGAACGCAAUACUGGAGACGGUACGCGCGGUUGGUGCAAGAGCACGGAGCCCCUUCUUCGCUACCAAACGCCGUGAAGACAACCAGUACUCUAGGCAGCAAGCUUUUGGAGCUUCGCAUACAGGCGUCAUCAUCGGUGCCAAUCGCUCAUACUCCGCAUACGACACCAACGAGUAUUCGACAUUCAGCCAUGCGAGUGCUACGGAGCACACCGAUCAGGCAAUUGCGCAGCAAGUUGGCCAAGCAGCUCAAGAUUUCAGGCGGCGCCGCGGCUAUAGGGUCUGUCUGGGCAAUGCUCGCAGAGGCGGCGCAUCCAGAUGAAGCUGCUGCUGAGGCGGGCAACGGAAGAGGAGACGAGCAGGAGAGGAUCGUCUUUGAAUUGGACGACGACGCUAGGCAGCUCAGCUGGUAUCAGCUGUCGAGCGGAGACUCGAUCAUUGUGGUCAUCGACAGCCCUUGAGCGAGACAAGACAGAAACGCCUGUUCACUUUUGUAACAUACUCAUAUACCACUGUGCGAUCGCAAUGUCACGG
Messenger RNA from Ceraceosorus guamensis, 2472 nucleotides. RefSeq names its product RNI-like protein. The transcript has 7 exons. The record is from RefSeq and is a predicted model, not a curated record. Gene Ontology annotation, molecular function: protein binding. NCBI's taxonomy places the organism in Eukaryota, Fungi, Basidiomycota, Exobasidiomycetes, Ceraceosorales, Ceraceosoraceae. Bases 393 to 2399 code for a protein of 668 amino acids.